UCGCGGGGAUCCCCUUUUUAUGUCCCGGCCUCGGUCGCUUGACAUCACUGUUUCUUUGUAAUCAGGUGUGGUGAAAAAGGUUGCCCACCACAUCUCCGCGUUUGCCAACACUGUUUCAGAGAUGCUCCACAAGCCCAACAGAAAUGUCCGAAAAAGUAAACCUCAUAGAUCAGAGCACCUACAAUGACCGGAGGAACCGGGACACGGACGAGGGUAAGGAUGCAGCGACCAGGAUCACACCGCGCAGCUCCAAGUUCAAGAACAAGCACAGGAAGCCGGAGCAGCAGGCCUCGCUUCUGGACUUUGUGGUCAAGCCGCGACCCAAGUCACAGAGGCAGAUCAAGGCUAGAAAACUCCAGAGGCCCCAUUUAACCAUAACAAGGAGCAGUUAUAUAGUAAACAAACCCAAGGGGAAAACCCGAAUAGAUCCCAAGAAGAAGGUCACCAAGUUAAAGAGAUCUGUACGAAGUUAUCGCACCUUGAAAAAGGUGGAACGCGACAUCGCGGAGCAAGAGCCCGAGGAAGAGAUCCAGCCGGAAGCAAUUCCGGUGGAGCAGCGGGUCCAGGAGCUAUCCCUCGUAGAAAUACCCCCCACCAAAGUGAGUCCACAAGGAGGGGAAACACAUUCCAUACACUCCCGGCGUUUCAGAAGCUACUGUGAUAACUGCACCCGCCCUCGGCUAAAAGAGUUGUGCCUAAACUUGCUGAAGGAUCUGGAUCGCUUUCAGAAACGCGCCUUUGCCAAAAAUGAGAUCAAAGCUCGGGCCCAUCCCCGCCUGGUUUUGGGCUUCCGAGAGGCUCUGGCCAGGCUGAGGAUCGACAAGGUGAAACUGCUGAUACUGGCCACCGACUGUGAGAUCUGCCCGGGUGAAAGUGGUCUGGAUGAGACGAUAGAAGGCCUCAAAUUCCAGUGUCAGCAGGGAAAAGUGCCUUACUGCUUUCCUCUGGUUAGGCGAGAGCUCUCCUAUGCCCUCCAAAAGCGGGCACAGAUCUCCUGCGUGGCCAUCUUGGACUUUGAUGGGGCUAAUGCCAUCUUCGCUGAUCUACUCAUUGAAUUGGAGGACGCUCGCGCCGAAUACAAACGCAGGACUGCUUUGUGAGAGUUUAUUAAGUGCCAAAGACAGAAAUAAAAGUGCCGGGAGGUGCUCUAUAUAUUGAAGAAAACUUCCGAGUAACCCUGAUCUUUAGCCCGUCGGAGUCAGCAUGGUGGUGGUGACCAGGUAAUGCAGCGUGGAGCUGCCAUUAUCCAUAUCAGUGGCCGCGCCAAUCAAGCCGGCUGUGUCAUUCAGCGAGUUGAAUGUCUGUAUGGCCUCUUUGGCCUGCUGGGCGGCCAAAUUGAACUGAAUCAGGAUGAUCAGAUAGCUGGUGAUACCGCCGCUCACGCCAUACAGCGUCUCCAUGUCCAGUGUGAAGAAUCCACAGGCGGAGAAGUCAACCGAAUGGUUAAGCAGCUUCAGCGACAGAUGGUUCACUAUUUCGUAGAGAAGAUUAUCAUCGGCCACCACACCGCACUUGUGCAGACUGAUACCAGUGCGCUUGGAGGCCUGCGAGGUCUUCCAGCUCAGGUAGAUGAGAUACACACACUUUCCGGACGUGUAGCUCAGGGCUAUGACCGUGAUAAAGGGAUUCUUGGCGGAGCGGAAAAGCGAUGGAAUCGAUUGGAACUGUGUGGCACAGUAGAGAAAAUACAAUUGUGCCGUAAAAAUGAGAAAUCCAUAAGCCAUUAGCGAUAGGAUGGGGUAGCUCCACAACUCGUUCAUGGCCUUGCCAAUCUCGCAAAUCUCGUCGUGCACCUGGCACAGGUUGUUCAGCUUGUCUUCCACUUUGGCGGCAUUUCCCAGCUCGCUUUCGUGCACCAUGUUUGAGGCAAGAGGAUGAGGUGGUGGCUUACCGGAGACAGCUUCAAUUCGCUCACCGAAAGAGUUCAUCGAGUGCGCCACCGGUGCCACCUUAUUCCUUCCCGAACCAGACACCGAACUCUUGCCAAUGGAACCGAUGUCCAGGGCUCCCAGCUCCUUGUACAGAUACUCCAGAUUACUGUCGUACUCCGGCGGCUGGGAGCUGUCUAGAGGAGGUGCCUGCUCCUGAUCGCUGUGUAGCCAAAGCUUGUACCUCUCGUGCGUGUCCACCAGCUUCUCCAGCGUGGCAUUGAUGGCCUCGAAGCGUUCCUUAAGCGCAUAUAGCGAAACGGCAAACCAGAUCUUGUCCAGCGUAUUGAUGAACGUCGGAAUGGCGGAGACUACCCACAGCAACGACAUCCACUGACUGUAGUCCACCAGCUUGACGUAGGUGGCCACCAAAAUGGACAACUCAAAGAUGACCGUCAUGAUCAGCAUGAUCCGGAUGCGCCGACCAAUUGUGCUGUUGUCCAUCACACACUUCUCCUUGUAAAGCCGCUCGUCCACCAGGCGAAUGCGCUCGUAGAGCUCCCCAAUCCUGCCCUGGUUCCGUAGGGCGGUCAACUGGUCGGUGGCCAUCAUGAUGAGACCGAUAUAGGUCAGGAACAAGCCAAUCACGAAGGUCAAGGUGCCUGUGAAGAGUAAAUACUGGAGUUAAGGGUUCACCCCUUCCAAGAUUCAUGCUUCACUGACUCUGCGAGGCCUUGAGCGUGCGGUCCUCCUCCCCGAAGGAGUAGAUUAGAAUGUUGUAGAGCACCACGUAGAUCAAGAGAGUGCACAGCAUGUAGAUCAUGCCACUGCGGGACUUCUCCAGCAGAUUCCUGCUGCGGAACUUCUCCAGAUCCUGCGGCAGAAUUCCUGCUAUCUUGGAUAUGAAGAAGAGUUGCUGGAACUGCUGCAAUAGGGGUUGCACCGCGUCCUCCGUUUGCGCCAUGUUGUUCGUUGGAUACCAAAACUUCGAAUGACCAACUCUGGCCCACAUUGAGCUAUUACCUGCAGCUUGCACUUAGCCUAAUUAAUUGGCCCUCCAUCCCCCAAUCGAUACUAUCAACAUGGUCUAUCUGCGGCGCCACGUUUGGCCAACUCCAUUUAUGGAUAAUAAUAAUGUGGAUGAGCUGUCUUUUUGUGGUUUUUAUUAAAUGGGGAAUUUGCCUGGGUUUUGUAUCGAACAUUUGUAUGUGAACUUAAAGCCAAA
Molecule: messenger RNA, 3093 nt
Organism: Drosophila biarmipes
Lineage: Eukaryota; Metazoa; Arthropoda; Insecta; Diptera; Drosophilidae
Gene: Sbp2
Product: selenocysteine insertion sequence-binding protein 2
Exons: 3
Coding region: 144-1100 (318 amino acids)
Biological process (GO): selenocysteine incorporation
Cellular component (GO): ribonucleoprotein complex
Molecular function (GO): selenocysteine insertion sequence binding; ribonucleoprotein complex binding; mRNA 3'-UTR binding
Source: RefSeq, a predicted model, not a curated record